AUGGAAGCAACCACCAGGGCAGCGGACGUGCCGGAGCAAAGUGAUGAUCCCCUGCCAGCACCAACAGAGCUCCAGUAUUGGAAAGCACACGAAGAGGGCCUUGCAGGUCUCUCAGAGCCUGUGAGCGGGACGUUGCGUGCACGGCGAGACCCCGACUGGGACGACGUGGCGCUGCCGCUGCCCCCGGAGGCCAUGCACGCCGACUACGGCCGGUUGGACUCGAGCCUACGUGCUCGCAUGGACGAGUUAGAGGCGCUGGAGUCGAAGCUGGAAGCAGAACGCGUGGCGCUGCAGGCGAGAGGCCCCAGGGAACCACCAAACUGGCGAGGUCUCUUUCGUCGAGCGAAGGCGUCGGAUAACGAUAAUGAUACUGACGUUCGUCAGCGUUUGCAGGAACUGCAGUUGCACGAUAAACCGAGCACAAAGCCGAAACCGAGCGUCCCUAGAGUCGCUGCGGUAACGAGUGCAACGACGAAAGCCUCAGAGCCAGAGGCGGCUCCGCGGCCCCUGUCGAGGUUCAAGCAGCGGCAGCUCGCGAAGCGCGCCCAGGACACGCGCUCGCCAUAA
Messenger RNA from Cyanidioschyzon merolae strain 10D, 567 nucleotides. RefSeq lists its product as hypothetical. The record is from RefSeq and is a predicted model, not a curated record. NCBI's taxonomy places the organism in Eukaryota, Rhodophyta, Bangiophyceae, Cyanidiales, Cyanidiaceae. The transcript has a single exon. The coding region runs from base 1 to 567 and encodes 188 amino acids.